Molecule: messenger RNA, 2934 nt
Organism: Hyaloperonospora brassicae
Lineage: Eukaryota; Oomycota; Peronosporomycetes; Peronosporales; Peronosporaceae
Source: the annotation of a GenBank genome assembly
AUGGGCCUGUUUAACCUGCUCGCGCUCGCCGUCGAGACGUCCGUGCUGGGCGUGUACGUCGUGGUCCCGCUCGUGUCGUCAAAUGGCUACACCAUCCUGGCAUCGGACCUGCGCUCUGCGCUGCAGUUCCACCAGUCGCUGGCCCUGCAGGCGCUGUUGUCGUUGCUCCGUCUGCUCUUCUUUGUCUACAUCCGACGGCGCAACAAGCGUGUGCCGUCCACGCGGUGCUUUGUGUUCAGUGUGUCGCUUGUCGAAGUGGUGGGUUGUGCUCUAGGCUCGCUGCAGCCGCUGCUGUAUCUGGAUGGCAGGCGCAUCGACACGUUCUCCAAGUACCGUCGAGUGGCCUGGGGCGGCCUUUACAUUGUUGCGCUCGGCUUGAUGGCGAUGGUAAGCACGGCGCUCCAGAUGGGUUACAUUUUGCAACUGAACAAGAGUCGAGGGCGCUUGUCCGACGAAAAGCUGCUGAGGGACGUGAUGGGCGAGACGCCGCGGGCCAAGUGGAGGUCCAAGUGGGCCACGCUCGGCAAGCAACUGGCUGGGCGGCGAAAGAGCAAAGACCCAACGUUCGAAGCGAUGGUGAGUCUAUAUGCUCAUCAAGAGGGAGCUGUGGAUCAACUGGUAGUGUCUUCGGAUCGAGAUGAAGGCGACUUUGAGUUUUACUUGCCGCAAUUGUGCGGGUUUCUGCUUCUGGGAGCAUUUCCCCGAUCGCCGCAGUUGUACGCAAUGUUGUUGCGUAAAUGCAGUGUGUCGCACGUGUUUGCGCACAAGAUGCUGUGGUACUUGCAGUCGUACUGUCUGGAAAACCCGGCGUUCGUCACGGAAAGUGGUGUGCAGCGGGUGCAGAGGCUGAUCAAAGAUGUAGCGGAGUGCGGUGCCGUGCCGGCAGUGGCGUCUGCUCGCCCGCCGAGCCCAGCAAACUCGGAGCACUACCAGCUGUGUGUAGAUCGCGGGUCGGACGGACUAGAAAACUCGCGAGAAGAUGAAGCGCUGUUGCCGGGAGUGCGGGAUGACCACUACGCUACUUUCGAGGAGACGAACGAUUUCGAGCAAAAGCUGGCAAGCUCUCUGGCACCCACCCUGCCCCGUGUCUCUGGUACUGAGCCGUUUGAGCUCGAAACCGCAUUUUUGUGCUCUUUGGCAAACGUGUCGUCAAAUUUGCGUGCGGUAGCGUACAACCGUCGCAACGACAUGCUUCGUGUCUGGCUACAAGACCUGGAAACUCAGUAUUUGCCAAGCAACUCGCUUUACCUGCCGGUUGGGAACUCCUACCACCGGCUCAAGCACAUCCACGUCGACGAAAGUUUUACUUUUUCGACACGGGAACGUGUACCUUUUCUAUUGUGCGCUGAGGUUGUGGACUACCCGUCUCCUCAACAAGAACAUGCAGCUCGGAACAAUCGCCGCCGCAGUGUGUUUAACGGCCGGCGCUUUACGCUUGGUCUGUGGGACACUAGCGCAAGUCCAGACAUGACGUCAACUUGCGCAUGUGCGGAGCGCACGCCGUUGAUGUCCCCAGACGCUUCCAAGCUGGGUUUUUGGAAGCUGUUGCAUGGACUGCUUGACUCGCUUGUGGGUAAGAACUCAGGGGGUAAGAACUACGAUUCAAAGGAUGAGGCGUUGUUGAACGAGGAGCAAGGUGACGAGUAUGAUGAGGAUACGACUCACUCCUUUCGCCAUGCGCCUGCAAGAAGCCAGAGUCAGCCAUCUUUUGACAGCACACGUGCGUUCUCGAAGCAAACAGGAUCUGUUGACACGCGUACACCAGGGCUCCAGCUCGUGACUUCUCCAUACGCUGUGGUUGUCACCGAAGACGUUGGUGUGGGUGAUCCGGUGACCAGUAUCAGCGGUCGGUGGUCACCAGAUUCGGAUACAGCACAGUCGCCUCGGUCGGAAAGCUCGGCGUGCUCAGCUCAUGAUCUUGUACGCCUUGACAGUACAGACCAGUUUUUGCAGGAUCUGUCCGAGCGUGACUCAAAGCUUGAGGAAGCUGAGAAAGCCGAGGACACGAGCUUGCUUUCUGAAACGUUUCACCAGACUGUGGGAGGCGAGCCGCCCUGUGUAGUAUUCAAGGAGCGCUGGGCGGACAAGGAACGCCGUGUUCAAGCCACGUCGCCGUAUGGACAGCUUCCGGGCUGGCGAUUGUUGCCUGUGAUUGUCAAAAGCGACGACGAUCUCCGUCAAGAGCAGUUGGCGUUGCAACUGAUUCGUCAGUUUGCAAAGGUGUUUGAAGAAUUCAAGGUGCCUGUGUUCAUCCGACCGUACGAUGUGAUUGCUAUAUCCGCUACUUCGGGACUAGUGGAAGCGAUUUCUGACACUAUAUCAAUCGACUCGCUGAAACGCAACGAUCGCGAAUUCACGACGCUGUUGAACUUUUUCACGAGGCAUUUUGGCGAUCCUGGUACGCCUGAUUUUAAUCGGGCUCGAUCAAACUUUGUGAGCAGCAUGGCUGGUUAUGCGAUCGUGUGCUAUCUACUUCAGAUUAAAGACCGCCACAACGGCAACAUUUUGCUGGACGCUGAGGGCCAUAUCAUCCAUAUUGACUUCGGCUUUAUUCUGGCCAACAAUCCGGGCAACAUGGCAUUUGAGCAGGCUCCUUUCAAACUGACGGCUGACUUUGUGGAGCUUAUGGGUGGUCCACGUUCUACGCAUUUUCGUCGAUUUCGGUCCCUUUGCGUGCGGUCAUUCCUUGUCGCACGGAAGUAUCGCCACCGAUUCGUUUUGCUUGUCGAGAUGAUGCUGCAUGGCAACGAACACCUCCCGUGUUUUGCCGGGGACCCUAAGUUCACGGUCGAGCGCCUCGCUGCACGCUUUCAGCCAGAGUUGGAUAUCAACUCUUGCGAGGACUUUGUGCAUGAACUCAUCGAUGCAUCACUGGACAACUGGCGCACACGCUGGUAUGACAAGUACCAGCGCUGGAUCGUUGGUGUGUUUUAA